AUGGCCUUUCUUUCUAAGCCGAUUCCAAAACAAUGGCUUCCUUUGUUCGAUCGGAAGUCAAAGUACGCCAGCAUAUAUUCCCCGAGUGGGAACUCAUCUUCGCGAAAUUCGUUCGACGGCGAUGAAACUGCUGAAGGCCUCCUUGAAAAAGAUAGAACUGCCCGUGGGAGAGAUAUCCGGUACCGCGAGCCGUGGUGGAAAAAAAUCACUGUGCUGGUGGUUGGACAUUUGAUCCUCUUUACUCUGUAUGCCAUGGUUCUCUUCGUGAUAGUAACCAAGAAAGGCAAGAUUAUAAGAGCAGAAGGGCUACCCAUUUCGCCCGCUAUUCCCGCAAUCCGGUACGAGGCACAAAAGUUUACGCUGGAGGACCGAAUCCAGGAGAAGGGAUCGUUCUCUGGAAAGCCCAGUGCAGAGCUUGAUAAGGCAUGGCAUGAUCUUCUGAAUGCGGAGAACAUUAUUAUCGAACCCGAGAUCAUGGCACACUAUGGCCGUGAAGACAUCGGCGUGGCGGUCCCCGAAGGAGGUGGCUACCUGGGUACUCUGAACGUCUACCACGAGCUGCACUGCCUGAAGCGGUUGCACCAGUACAUGUACCCGGACUACUACUUUGGUGAUCUGACCCCGGAGCAGCAUGAGAUGAAUCGAUUACACAAUGAACACUGCAUCGACUUCCUUCGCCAAUCUUCCAUGUGCCACGGAGACAUUGGUCUUAUCACCUUCGAAUGGCACGAUAAUAGUCGUAUCCCCGUAGCCAACGCUACGACGCAUCAGUGCGUCAACUGGAAGAUGUUGGAUGAUUGGACUCGCACUCGCACGGUGGAUAUGAUGAAGCCGAACUGGCUGGUGCAUCCGAUUUUCGGUGAGCUUUCUCUCUUUCGAUCAUUCCAAUGGUAA
Messenger RNA from Penicillium soppii, 894 nucleotides. RefSeq names its product oxidase ustYa family protein. The record is from RefSeq and is a predicted model, not a curated record. The coding region runs from base 1 to 894 and encodes 297 amino acids. Gene Ontology annotation, biological process: mycotoxin biosynthetic process. NCBI's taxonomy places the organism in Eukaryota, Fungi, Ascomycota, Eurotiomycetes, Eurotiales, Aspergillaceae. The transcript is spliced from 4 exons.